AGGUUUUUAAGCUGACUCACAGCCCCAAGUAGGACUCUUCUGUUCCAGAGGAACACUCGGCAGGUCCAGCACAGCUGCGAGCUGUCUUCCUGCACACAGAGCACGAGCAGAGGAAGUCAAAGACGGUCACACAAGCCGACAUGAAGGUGGAAUUGCUGCCAGCCCUCACAGACAACUACAUGUACCUCCUCAUUGAUGAGGAAACCAAGGAGGCUGCAAUAGUUGAUCCUGUGCAGCCCCAGAAGGUUUUGGAUGCAGUCAAAAAGCACGGCGUGAAGCUGACCACUGUCCUGACCACACAUCAUCACUGGGACCAUGCUGGAGGAAAUGAGAAGCUCGUAAAGAUGGAGUCGGGGUUGCGCGUGUAUGGGGGAGACAGCAGAGUCGGAGCGCUGACGCAGAAAGUGUCUCACCUUACAUCACUCAAGGUGGGAUCUCUUAAUGUGAAAUGCCUCUGUACGCCGUGUCACACUUCUGGACACAUCUGUUAUUAUGUGACUAAGCCAAAUAGCUCCGAGCCACCUGCUGUUUUUACAGGUGACACGCUGUUUGUGGCUGGGUGUGGGAAAUUCUUCGAGGGAACCCCAGAGGAAAUGUACAGAGCACUGAUUGAGAUUUUGGGCAGCUUGGACCCCAAAACGAGAGUUUACUGCGGUCACGAAUACACCAUCAACAAUCUCAAGUUCGCUCGACAUGUUGAACCCAAUAACGUCACUAUCCAGGAAAAGCUGGCUUGGGCCAAGGCAAAAUAUGACAGUGGUGAGCCAACCAUACCCUCCACCAUCGCAGAGGAGUUCACGUACAACCCCUUUAUGCGAGUGAGGGAGAAGACGGUUCAGCAGCAUGCUGGGGAGACCGACCCCAUCCGAACAAUGGGGGCCAUCAGGAAGGAGAAGGAUAAUUUCCGUGUCCCAAAGGACUGAGCACCCUGCCUGGAUCACUUUAAUGUCAGUUUAAGUGUAAUUUAGACUAUUCAGAUGUUUUAGGAGUUGAAUCUUCUGUUGUGGUUGAGACAGUCAUAUUUAGGUUUUUAUUUUGUUUUAAUUAAGGAAAAAAAAGCACUUUGCCCUUGUCAAGAUGUUUUACAGCAUAUUUAUAUUAUGAUGAAGAAUAUUUAUCCUUCUAUUGCUGGCUCUCAAACUGUCACGUGUGUCACAUGCAGAUCAUUUUACAAGUAGUGGUACGUGGCUCAGAGUCUGGGCUGGGGAAAGGUCAAACCUUGAGGUCUAGGAAAAAGCACCUGUUAUUUUUGUAGGAGCCUGAUGCGAAUGCAGACAGUGGGACUGUGGCCUGAGAUGUCUUCAUUUACAACAGAGACAAAAUGCAGUAGCUACACUGCCAGCUGAAGAUUUGAACUUUUCUUCUGUGCUGCUACUUAAACAAUUCUGAGUCUGUUGCUUGUGGCUCUGCUAAACCCGGUUCUGGGUGUCAGACCUGCUCUGCCACCGCCAGCUCAGGGCUGAGUUUGUGAAAUACACGGGUCUGGGAAUAGCACAUGGGGACUGUCCAGCUUUUCUCUCUGACAUUCCCAGUCGUGGCCUGCAGUAAGUUCUCCAGGCAGCAUGCUGGCUUAGAGAUUGCACUGUUCCUUUUACCCUGUCACUUUAACUUAAGCCUGUUUGCAUGAACCUGCUUACUGCUCUUAAGUGUGAUCUGCGUGUUGUAUUAGUACCACACAAAUGAAGAAGGGAUUUGUCUGCUGGCUCAAAAUCCUGAGAAAAAACCACUUACCUAGUGCCUAAGUGCGUGUCUAACAGGUGAGCAGCGGUGAGGCUCCUCCUGCAGAGGCCUUGCUGCCGGUAGCCAGAGCAGCUGCUUUGUACCUUGCUGGGAGUAAUGUGGAGUUAUUAGCUGGGUGCUGGUCCCCAGUGAAAGCAACAGUCCUGGGGAUCACCAGCAGCAGCCGUGCUGGGCCUGGGAGACUCCGGUUUAACAGGCCUGUCUUGGAGCAGACGCUGUGUGCUGCUUGGAUUAAUCACCCUGCAGCCUUGUGUCAGGUCCAGCCUGGCUAGAGAGGCCACAGAGGUGACAUUCUAAAUGGUGAGGGGGUCCAGGCGUUGCCACAUUAAACAGGGCUCAGAUCUCGGACCCCUGAGAAGCCACAUUAGUGUGGCACGUUUCUUUGUCUUGGUUGGUCCACGGGGCUUAAAAGCUGUUUCUGUUCUUGGACUAGGGGCUGCGUGACCCCAGCUUGAAAACUGCAGGGAAGGAAUAUCCCCUCAGGCAACUUUUCUGACAGCUUGUCGAAGUGGAUUAGUAGGAUAAACUUUGGGGGAAAAUACAUCCAGUUUUUCAGUGGGUGGGUCAACCCCCUCCCGCUCUUCCCACCCUCCAGUUCAGUGUCUUUAAACAAAAGAUGAGUGGUAGGACCCAGCCUUGCGGGCUUGGCAUCUGCAUCUUUAAUGCAUCUUCCUCCUAAUUACAUUUUCUUCCUUCUUUCUUGGUCUCGGCUGCAUACUGCAGAUCUGCUCAAGUACAAGAGAUUUUCAAAGAAACGCUUUGCAUCUGGAACUAACAAAACUCGAUUUUGGUUCCAGUUUCUCCCCCUCUUCCCUGUGCAUGUUGGUGAGUAACGCCACGCUGGAGUCCGUAACUGCCUGGGUGUCACUGCUCUAACGUUGCUGUUCCAACCAUCAUGCUGAGUGGCGGUGUGUGAGCGGGGUUUGGCGUAGCACCGUUUCUUUAUUUGCUUUUAAAAGGUAAAUUUUAUGUAGGUCAGAAAGAAAAGUGGUACCUGAAACUUUACUGCCUCCUGAACUUGUGCUGCUACACUGGAGCGUGACUGUACUGAUGGUUCUUUGACAAAUGAGCAAAUAAAUAACAGCUGGAAACCGA
Messenger RNA from Athene cunicularia (burrowing owl), 2835 nucleotides. RefSeq names its product hydroxyacylglutathione hydrolase (gene HAGH). Gene Ontology annotation, cellular component: mitochondrion. Gene Ontology annotation, molecular function: hydroxyacylglutathione hydrolase activity. The record is from RefSeq and is a predicted model, not a curated record. Gene Ontology annotation, biological process: glutathione metabolic process. The transcript has 10 exons. The coding region runs from base 141 to 923 and encodes 260 amino acids. NCBI's taxonomy places the organism in Eukaryota, Metazoa, Chordata, Aves, Strigiformes, Strigidae.